This is a messenger RNA of Ostrea edulis (European flat oyster), 3363 nucleotides long. RefSeq lists its product as uncharacterized. The record is from RefSeq and is a predicted model, not a curated record. The transcript is spliced from 3 exons. The coding region runs from base 440 to 1405 and encodes 321 amino acids. Lineage: Eukaryota; Metazoa; Mollusca; Bivalvia; Ostreida; Ostreidae.
AUAAAACCACCAAAACUUAAUCGAUUCACAAACUACACCAUUCAUACCCAAAUGGAGCGUACAUUCAAAGUUUAGCGACGCCCCCUAUUUUCCUAAAGUUCUAAAACUGUUUUUUUUCUUCUCUCCCUUUUUGGUUGUUUCUUCCCCCCGUGUACAGGAAAAGGACUAGGAAAUUUUGAAACCUGUGUCGUGUUAAAAAAACUGUUCUCCAGGUAAUGAGUUCAGCCUACAUUUAUCAGCGUUGUCGUCGGCCCGUCUUCCCUUCAUAUCUCUAUACAAGGAUUUUAAUAUUUAAAUAGGACAAGUCGAAUGUGCCCGUUAAGUAGUGAAGUUCUGUGUCUAUCUUGACUAGCGGGGACCAAUUGACAUAUUUACAGAAGACCUCGAUGAUGUAACACGUGGACAAUGUUUUUAACAUCUUGGCAGUAGAAACAAUGAAAUGGGAUCGACUGUACAAUUCCUAGUGUUCUUCAUUAACCUUUGGUGUGCGAUUGCUAACACGGUGGUCCUUCCCAAUUUUCAACAGCUGAAAGAAAAUUACCCAGGAUAUAAACAUCAUGGAGGCAUUGUGAGGAACCACCGCCUCAUCCACAUGAUCGGCUGCAGGCCUGAUAAACUCCUGCAUGACACCAGUGCUUUACGACUAUCGUAUGCUCUUAAUAAAAUCGGGGGCGUCCAUUCCCUUGGGAAAAACCUUAUCCGACUGUCCAAAUUUGGAGAGGACAGCGUGGUUGGUGAGGAUGGGCUGCAGUAUAUAUAUCACCCUAUAGCUUACGGGCCUUUCCUUGCUGAUAAGUAUGGGUAUCCUAGUGUCUCAAAGCUCCACCAAAUGGACCCUGUCCAUACCAAGAAAAACUUCUGGGGGAAACAGGGAAUUCUCAGAGUCAUUACUUACACUCAACAUUCAAAUCUGCCUGUUGGGCAUGUUGCUUUGUGGGACUGCAAUGGAUUCUUCCAAUCAAAAGAUUGGAUUGCAAUGCAUUCAUUAAUUACCGUUGAGUUCUGGGAAUCUCCAGAUUCUAACUGUAGCAGUGCAUUGGAGAAGCCAGCAAGUACAAUCAUCCAUCAAAAGCACCACAGAGAAAACCAGCCUCAUCAUUCAUCACAUCAUCCAAUGAAAAUCAUCAAUUCAAAAAUUCCUCCAACAUCCAGCAAAUCAGCAUCCAGUGUAAACACCCAAUCAAAACCAUUGACAAAAACUGUAGUAUUACACUUAGAAACUCCACAUUCUGUUCUGCAUUUGAACAAUAAACACAUGCAGCCUAGUCAACAAACAACUGAACAGCUCUUACAGAAUCCUUCCUACAGGAGAAAAUUUUUGAAGAAACAUUUUCUCAGCAAUGGACAUUUACGUCAUGCAAAACACAGAGGUCUACUUAUGAAAGAAAAUCAGAAGCAUAAGUGAAAAAGUGCUAAUGUAACAUUAUCUAAUGGUGCUAUUGUCUAGUCAGUAAAGUUUAAACCAAUGGUUGCCAUGUCUGAACUAAAUUCAACUGUAAGCAAACUUCUUAUAGACUGGUGUGAGAUUUUGUGCAGCUAUAUCUUUUAGAUACGUGUAUAAUUGUCCUAUUCAUUCAAUGAUUAAGUUUCGGAUGGAUGAAGGUUUCAUAAAAUCAUCUGAUGUUGGUUCUAUUUCCCCUUUCUUUACUACAGAUGAAUCAUUUCUACAAACCCGUCAUCAUAAUAGUGUACUUGGUACACUUUAGUAGUGUUUCUUAGAUUAGGUUAAGUUUCAAUUUCUGAAUGAGCAUAGUGUGUAAUUUUGUGAUUUGUGAAAUAUCAUAUGUGUAUUAACAUUAUAUAUCUAGCAUUUAUUGGCUAGUCAAGUAUUGUUUGUGCAAAUUUAAGAGAUUUAAAUUUACUUGAAAGAAUUGAAAUUUUAUGAGUUCUGAGUUUUGUGUGGGUUUUUGUUGUUUUUCAUUAACACAGAAUAAAAAAUACAUGGAAAUAUUCCUUACAGGAAUUGCAUUUUCAUCAGUAAAGGGUAAUAUGAUAUACCAGAGAUGGCAUUUAUUGAGUUCUACAUGUAUAAUCAGUUUUGUUUGGAUUUUUCUUUAACAUUGUUUUAUCAUGUCAACAUUUCUUAGUCAUGGACAUAUUUGAUCAUAAGAUGUGGUUUUUCAUUAAACAUUUUGAAAAAAAAAAUUGAAUAAAAAUGUUAAAUUCAGUUUGAAAUCAUGAAGAAUUCCCAGUAAACUGCCGGGGUUGUUUUUGCUUCUUGCCUCCAUUCAUCACAUUUACAAUCUAAAGCACUGCUCCUUGCACCAAUACAGCAUGCAUGUAAAUCAAUGUAUACAUAAUGAUAUAUGCUUUUAAAGAUCUAUGGCAUAGGAAGGCAAAUAAAACAUAUGCUACCAGCCCAUUUCAAAAUAUUACAUUUUCAUUAAUUUGAAUCCAUUUAAAAAAGAAAUGCUCUCAUAAAAGAAGCAGAUAUUUACUGUCUUUUAUCAUGCAUUAUAUGUUUUGAACAUAAUCAUUGUACUGCUUCUGUAUACAUGUUUAGCUGGAGUUAUUUCCCUUGUUUUUGAUUACCUGUAUCAGGUACAAAGACUAAUUUUUACCUUAAAAAAGAUGAGAUUUCCAAUAAGGGAGGUAAUUUUCAAUUCAAAAUGAACUGAUGUACCCCAUCUUAGUUUUUGAGGAAUUAUUUUUCCUACUUAAAAGAAAAGAAUUUGGAUGCAUAAUAAAAAUCAGAAAUUUUGCCUGUGAAAAUAAAAUCAAUAAUAGAGUAGAUCGAGAUAGAAUAUAUUUUCUCUCUCACUAAAUACAUGUGCAAGUGACCAUCAUUUCCUGCUUUAAAACAACCAAGCAGUGUGAUUGAAUGUCACCACGUCAUGCAUAUAAUUUAAUAUAGUAAGACGAAUAGACUUGACUACAUUACUACUGCUUGAUUACGAUUUUAUUGGCCAGUAACAUAAUCCUUUAAUAUCUAGAUAAAAUGUUUCUAUUGUACUCUUUGCAUUGGGUGUCACUGCAUAAUUAAAUAAAUGAUUUGAUUUUAUGGAGAUAAACUGAAAAGUAAUGAAGUGAUUGAAUUAAUGCCAUGAGCUGCAGUUUUUUUUUUCUAAGUUAGAACACCUGCCUAGAUUAUGCGUAAUGCAUUUUUAGCUUGCAUUCCAAUAUUUUUAUGCAAAUGUUUUGUCAUUCAAUUGAGUUCUUUCAAGCCCUACAAUAACUGUUCACUAGAGCAGAAAUAUUUAAUGAUGCAAUGUUUUGAAAAGACUAGCACAUUUUUCCGUGUCUGCACACUUUAAUAGUCCCGGCAUCACAUUUGAUCUGGUUCUCUUUAAGAAGAAUAAAAGAAAUGUCUUGUUUUGUGCCUUAUGUAACAUACGUUACAGUGCAUUAAAUCUUGAGAAUGUA